AUGAGGAUGGCACUACAACUCGUUCACAGUGACAUUUGUGGUCCCAUCUCACCAAUCUCAGAGAGUGGAAAGAGGUACAUUAUCAAUUUUAUUGAUGAUUUCAGCAGGAAAUGUUGGACAUUUCUGUUGACUGAGAAGUCAGAGGCUCUUCAAGCCUUUAAAGAGUUUAAGGCUGGAGUUGAGAGAGAAUCGGGACAGCCUUUGGUGUGUCUCAGAACAGACAGAGGAGGCGAGUACUGUUCUAAGGCUUUUGAAGAGUUUUGCAGGGACAAUGGCAUAAAGAGGCAACUCACAGCAGCAUACACACCCAUCAAAGCAACAGAAAAACACUAG
Molecule: messenger RNA, 333 nt
Organism: Microthlaspi erraticum
Lineage: Eukaryota; Viridiplantae; Streptophyta; Magnoliopsida; Brassicales; Brassicaceae
Source: the annotation of a GenBank genome assembly